UUGGAGGGGAGUUGAGCUGCUCGGCCAGAUCUGUCUCCCUGGCUGGCAGGGCUGGGGAGACGCUGCUACCUACAGGACAGCGCAGGACUGAGUCGCAGACGCACGCCUGAUAAGCGCAGUGGUGCGCCGCAGGGAUGGAGGAUCCCCAAACUAACAUGUGAUUGUGCGAUUCCUACUGUGCCAAUGCCCCUGGAUGGUGCCAAACCUUGAGAAAGUAUCGUGCCCAUUGCCCUUCCGCACCAUGCGCUGUGCCAGCCGGAUUACCAAGUGAUGUGAGAGAGAGAAGGAUAUGGGUUACUCUAACUCCGUGAUGGGGAAAGCCGGGGUAGUACCCCCUGUGCCCGCCUGGCACCUGCUCUGGGCUCUCCUGCUCUGGGAAGCCACAGAGAGUCGAGUGACAAUGGACAGCAUUCAGCGCUUUUCAUCCCUCCCUGUAUAUCUGCCAGUGAACUAUCAUGUUUGCAAUGCUGAGGUUUCCUUCUUCCUUAAAGAGGUCAACCCAGACCUUACAAAGAAUUCUAGUUUGCAGAUCCGGACAGAACCACUUUUUAUCUACAAAGCCAAGAUGCCACCUGUAAUAAAUGCCACAUAUGGACCUUAUUCAGCUGAGCAGACAGUGCCAAAACAUUUGAUGAUGACCUCAAGUACUUUCAGUUCAACCAAUAAGUUCACAUUUAACUGGCAAAUAAAAUCCCAUAUUAUAGAGAGUUCCAUAUAUUCUAACAACCCCAAAAUACAGGCUUUGUUUUAUAUAACAGGGAAAGACUGGAAUGAUUACCACCCAUCAGAGAUUUUACCAUGUGUGAGGCUGGUGGCACUUCUAGAAAACAGAGAAAUUUCAUCAAGCUGUAGACUCAAAGGGAGCUUAGGAUUGUGUGUGGCAGAACUGGAGUUGUUACCAAGCUGGCUAGGUACAUCUUCUGCAGAAGAUCUAAAGGAUUCCGUUCCACCCCAAGGAGUACCUGUGGAAUUGCAUCACAUCAUCUACUCCACUGGAGAGGAUGAAGAGUGCUUAUCGGCCGAGACAAAAUGGACCAACAGCAUUCAGUCAGAGAGUGACUCUACUCAGAAAGUGUCCCCACCAAUGGAGAGAAUUGGCAGUGUUGUUGUUUACCCAUCCCACAACACUUUGAGGAUGUCAGUGCUACGGUUAGAUAACAAUAUUCAGAUACGUUUUCCACCAAGUCCAGUGAAAGUGGGGGACAUUGUGACCUUCUCUGUAUUAAUGGUGGGAGGCUCACCCACAUAUCAGCUCACAUUAAGGGUUAAGACUGCACUUGGUGCUAAAAUACUGUAUGUGAGAGUGACUGACACUGAACAGUGGAAGGUACAGAGACAGAUGGAAAAUGGAGAUAAAUAUACAACUGCCACUCUUGUCUGUGUGCGGCAUGGUCCUGUUAUCCAGAGCAGCACCAAUGAAUCUCUGUAUGAAAUUCUACAAAUGGACUUUGAAAUGGGCCUCAGUAGUGGUCUGGCUGGGGCCCAGCAGAUCACGUGGCAAGUGGAAUAUCCAGAAGAAGACUCGGUCAGUGAGCUGAUGAUCUCGGAAAUCUUUGUCAGCCAGACUACAUUUGCUGGGAUUGUCCCUCUUGCCAUGGACACAGAACUUCUAAAUACAGCUAUUCUGACAGGAAGGGCAGUGUCGGUCCCUGUGAAGGUGGUGGCAGUGCAGCAGGAUGGCUCUGUGAUUGAUGUAUCUGACUUCAGCGAGUGCAGGUCAGCAGAUGAAGAUGUCAUAAAGGUUUCUGACAGAUGUGAUUCAAUCUUUGUCAAUGGCAAGGAAAUGAAGAGUAAAGUUGAUACCAUUGUUAAUUUCACUUACCAGCACUUUACCACUGAGCUAGAGGUAACCGUUUGGGCUCCACGCCUUCCCCUGCAGAUAGAAAUAUCAGACACUGAACUGAGCCAGAUCAAGGGUUGGAGGAUCCCAGUUAAUAUGAAUAAAAGACCAACCAGAGACAGUGAAGAUGAAGAGGAUGAUGAGAAAAAGGGGAGAGGAUGUUCUCUGCAAUACCAGCAUGCAUUAGUACGAGUCUUUACACAGUUUGUAGCAGAAUCUUCUGAGGCUGGACAGCUGACCUACAUGCUGGGCCCUGAUUGGCAGAUGGACAUUACUGACCUUGUGAGUGACUUCAUGAAGGUCGAAGAACCUAGGAUAGCUACCUUAGAAGCUGGGAAGGUCCUUGUUGGACGUGAUCAAGGAAUAACCACUGUACAGGUCCUCUCACCUCUGUCUGAUUCAAUCUUGGCUGAGAAAACGGUCACAGUGCUGGAUGAUCGUGUCGGUAUUGUGGAGCUGGGAGUGCAGAUCAUCACAGGACUCUCCUUGUCUGUUCAAGCAAAUAGAUUGAAUAAAAGAGCCAUCUUAACAACAACAUCAGCUAGUGAUAUCCUGCAUGACUAUAAGCAGGAAGCUGUCCUCAGUGUGUGGAUGCUUUUUAGUGACGGCUCAGUAACACCACUGGACAUUUACGAAAGCAAAGAUUUUUCUGUUUUAGUGUCUUCACUGGAUGAGAUGGUUGUAUCCGCCUAUCAAAAUCCUCUGUCAAACUGGCCUGUUGUGGUUGCAGAAGGAGAAGGCCAGGGCCUUCUCAUAAAGUUAGAAUUGGGAAUAAGUGAGAUCUGCCAAAAGUCUAAGAGAAAGAGUAACCUCGCUGUUGGCAGUGGAACAGUUAAAGUUAAAUUUGGCCAAAAGGAUUCCGAUCAAAAAGCAAAAAUUAAUGAAAUACAUACUUCAGAUGACGAUUUUAAGAAACAUGCCAGUAAAACAACUGAAAAGGUUGCAGAACAAGAAAGAACUGCAAAUGAGUGGCCCAAACAUGGAUCAUCUAUAAGUAAUUUUGAAGAUAAUAACAAAAACAUGACCUCUGAUUCACCUGGAGACUACCACAAGAACUAUUAUGAUGGUUACAUCCAAAUUGUUCCAGUCACUUAUACCAUUUUCCCUACGCGAAUAGUAUCUUCGGAACACAAUCGGGAUAGUGAACUCACACAAGCAUCGAGGGGCCUGACGGACCUAGAAAUUGGCAUGUAUGCCCUUCUUUGUGUCUUUUGUCUUGCCAUUUUAGUCUUCUUAAUUAAUUGUGUGGCAUUUGCAUGGAAAUAUAGAAACAAAAGGUUCCCUGUAGCAGAUCAAGCCAAUAUCCCUCACUCUCAUGACUGGGUAUGGCUUGGAAAUGAGGUGGAACUACUGGAGAACCCAGCAGACACUCCCCUUCCAGCAGACGAAUGUACAACAAUGAUUGACAGAAGGCCGCAGUUUGAAGAAAGCAAUUUCCUGCUCAAUGGGGGUUCCCAAAAGAACCCAUAUAGCCAAAUUCUUCAGCCAUCUGAUUACAAUUAUGAAAAAGAUGCCCAUAUUGAGCCAUUAAAUCCAGGGGGGACCAAAAGGAAACGAGUAAAGUUUACUUCCUUUACUACUGUUUUACCUGAAGAAGGGGGUCCCUACACCAAUGCAGUCAUUUUUGGAAAUGACGAAAACAUCAAGUGGGUUUGCAAAGAUAUGAAACUUGGAGAUUCACAACAGCUUAAAGACUACAUGGAUAGUCUCCAGGACAAUCUGUAAAAUAAUUUCCUGUGUUUAUAUUCACCUUUAUGCCUUCUGUUUCUUUCUUUUUUUUUCUUUCCUUUUUUAAGGGUGGCACUAUUCAAUCAGCAAUAGAAAAAAAGAACAAAACCUACAAGGUUAAAGUCAUUUUACAAUGUCAGUGCUGCCAAUGCAUUUUUUUUUUGGCACUGAAAUAGAAUGUACGCCUAGGAAAAAAAUGUCAAAGUGUAAUUCAUCUCAAGAUUUGAAGCUGCAUAAUGCUUUUAUAGAAGGUCUUACCGUAAUCGUGGCUAAGUGUAACAAUGAAAGUCACAACAAUUAGCAGAAAAUAAGGAGUUAAUCUCUAGAGUCUUUGGCUCUUUACUGUUCAUUGAAUGUAUUAAGGAAAAGGUUAUAUUGAAUAUGAACCCUGCUUCUAAAUUACUGCAAAUCCAGAUUCAAUUUGACUUACAGUGUGGAAUUAAUAAUUAAAAGCACAGUGGACUUUUCUUCUUGUUAUAUCAGUUUGCAGAAACAAAACACAACAUUUGGGUGAUCAGUUUUUCAAUGUGCUUUUUGUUAAAGACUCUGUUUGUAUAUCCAUGAUAUCUAGAUAGCUGACCCAAAACUAUAGCUAUCAUUCUUGUCCCCAUUUUUAAAAACUGUUCUUCAUUCACACACUGGUGCCGCUGACAAAAACUAAAAUAAGAUAAUACGGUGCAGCUAUAUCAGCUUAGUUCUAUAAGAAAUGACGCCAAUAUGCUUUAGAAAAUACAUGAAAAGAAACUUAUAGGAACAGUACUUUAUCUCGGAGAGGUUAUCUUCAAUUCCAUGGGUCCAUCACAUUAUUGUAGUGAACCGCUAUUCUUAACUGGCUUAUAUAAAAUGUUUCUUCUUUUAGUUUUUAGUCCUUAUUCUUACUUUACUAUUAUAUGUCUUUUCCUGAAAGUAUGCUUGCUGAGCUUCCUAUUACAAGGAGACCACAUAGGUUCUCUCAUCCACUGUCACAGAAAACUUUGGUGCCUUCAGCAAAAAGUAUUUUAACAUUUCUUUAAAAAGGAUAUCUUAGGGGUCAUUUAUAAAUGUACUUGCAAGUGCUAGUGCUCUACAUGGACACAUUGGAGAGUGUAUAUUGAAACAAUAUAUUGAAACUAUUUAUUUAAGACACUUGCAUCCAACAUGCUCCUGCACUUCCAUGUCGUUGGCAAUGUGUCAAUACUGCUUCUUCUGAUAAUUGGUGUCAAUAGUGGCUACUGCACCUUUUGACACAAGGGAACCCUAAUUAGGGUGGCGAUAGCUUCAGAGAAUUGUGGGAAUUUCAGGCAGGUCCAGACUGAAUUUCAAAAUAGGCCCAAAUAAGGGGCCCAAUAAGUAAUGAAUGUCUAUGGCAUCUUACAAGAGCCCCUCUGGUAUUUGCCAGUCUUUGCCUGAUUCCAGGGUUCCCACAUUGAGCUGCGCCCGGUAAUUUAGAUAAACAUCCUUUAAACGCUUGCUCUGGAAGUGGAGUCACCUCCAUUUUGAACAUAGUAAAUGCAACUUAAACCCAAUUUGAGUAAAAAAUCAAGUAGAUGCAACUUGAAAUGUAGCUACAAUUAAGCUGAAUUUAUGGGGGACAUGCUGCAUUAUGGAUAAAAAAAACCAUGGCAAUUUGUAUCCAAAAUUGCAAAAUUCACUGUUAAAUACAUGACCUCUAUAGUCUCUGCAUUUUCCCAACACUUUUAUGUUACAGGACUCUCUUCUUACUAGUUAAAAUAUGACAUCUGCAGUAUCUGUAAUAGUCUUUCAAAGGUUAUUGCAAUUAAAAUACAACACUGAGUCCACUGACUUGCAUAACACUUAUGGGAAUUCAGAUCUUUGCCAAAUAUUACUCCACCUUUACCUAUAUUUGUGCUGUUGAAACCAAUUGCAGACCCCUUUUUUGAUGGAGGAUCGCUAAAACAUGUAUUUAUCUAUUCAUUUUCUUGUUUCUGUGCAUUUAAGAGAAAUAUUACCAUGGGUCUGAUCUUUGGCGCACAUGUGCCUUUAAACUGGAGUUAAAUAGCUUUCACCUUUUUACCAUCAGUAUUUUUUUUUAUAUAUACUGCUAUCACAUUCUGUGUAAUGAUGCUUUUUAUGGCCACCCCUUUCAUUUUCAGAUAAUGUGAGGAAUAUCCUAUGGCACCCUGGUAUUUGCUGUAGCUGAUGCAAUUAAGAAGAAAUGCAAUCAUGUUUACAUAAAAAUGUUCACAUUUAAUUUGCUUGCUAAUAUCAGUGUACAUCAGGGGAGUCUAUGCUGAAAAUAAGCUUCAAAUCACAUUUUAUUAAUUAAUAUGAAUGAUAUAGCCCCAAAGAGAGCCUCUAUAGUUUUUUUCCUGUUCACAAAUGUAUUAAGAGGCUCUCUACUUAAUGGAGAAGAACUGCAUUGAGUGUCUUUUAUUCUGGUUUUAUUUUUGUGUUCAAUGCUUUUAGAUUCGUAAUUUUUCAGUUAAAUGGGGAGACAUUAUAAAUGUCUUUUUGUUCCAACUCAUACCCCUUUUGGGAUACUGUCCUUUCCUUUGUGAGACUCUAAUAAGAGAUCUAAUAAGCAGGGGAAGGAGAGCUUUAUACAAAUGCUGCCUCAAAUGACCCAACAUCACAAUAUUUUUGCCUGUUAGUAUCAAAAAGAAUGUAAGCAAAUAAAUUUAUGUAUUUUGAAACAAAUUCCUAAAAAAAUGUAUAAGAACAUUCAGUUCUACAAAGAAAGAUUUUAGAAUGGCAAUCUAUACAAACUCCCUACUGGAGAAGCUAUAAUCUUGCAUGGUAAGAUAAAGGCGUGAUGUGUUGAAUUAAAUUACUUGCCCCAGUAGUUACAAACAGAAUUACUAGGAGGUCACAUUUGAUUUAUGAACAAAACUGCACCCCCUUCAUGCUCUCAUACAGGAAUACAAGUCUGUUAUAGGAAGUACAAAAUAUCUGAAGCACAGAAAGCUAUAGGAUUUAAAUGUUUUGGCACUUACAUAAUAGACUGUUAUAAUUAUCAUUUCUGUUAAUUUACAAAUAUCUUCUAUUUGAGUGAAUGUAAACUUGAGUUGCCUGUAUCCAUCGGAAGGACACAGGAACAAUAUAUGAAACAAAAUACAAGCAUACUUUGGAAGUGGUAAGAGAGAUCUAACAGAGAGCAACAUGCUACAGAGGUUUUGUCUUCUUUAUUCAUUUAAAUUUAAAGCAAUUUAAUUCAUAAAGCUACACCCACUUUUUGCUUCUUGCUUAGCUCACCCAAGCAAUGCUGAAUAUACUCCAGAAUAAACAUGAAGUGUGAGUUUAUUGAAGAGAUGCAGACAAAAAAACCCCCACUCAGUAUUGGUAAAAUAGUGUCAAGUUUAGUAUUAUACCUCCAUAUGUAAUAUGCACAUAGUUUGCAUAUAGCCGGAAACCAUAGCAACCAAUAAGAGAUUUGCUUAUAUACAGGUGAGCAGUAAAUUCUAUCUGCUGAUUGGUUGCUAUGAGUUACUGCUCCUGGGCAGACUUAAUGUCUUAGCAUUAGUGAUGAGCUAAUUUUUUCGGCAGGUAUGGAUUUGCAGCAAAUUUCCACAUUUCGGCAUUGGCGAAACAUCCAAGAAAAACUCACCGCAAAAAAUACAUUGCGCAUAAAAAAAAGGAGUGGCUGCAUCAAAA
Molecule: messenger RNA, 7159 nt
Organism: Xenopus tropicalis (tropical clawed frog)
Lineage: Eukaryota; Metazoa; Chordata; Amphibia; Anura; Pipidae
Gene: tmem132b
Product: transmembrane protein 132B
Exons: 9
Coding region: 290-3565 (1091 amino acids)
Cellular component (GO): membrane
Source: RefSeq, a predicted model, not a curated record